CAAACUUCAUAAAUCGUCAGCACCUCAAUCCGCUAAACCCCCAGUUCAAUGACCAAGGAACACUUCGAACCCCCUCUUGCUUCCCUCAGCUUUUCCCAUGUUUAUUACAACCCUGACGAUCCUGUAUCACUAUUAUGCGCAUGGCUAGCCCUUCUCCCGCAAGCUCUCGGUGUCUCUUACGCGACACUGGUAAUUGCCCAACGCGAGAUAGAGGUUCUACUUAUGUUUGCGGGACAACUAUCCUGUGAGGCACUGAACUGGGCACUCAAAAGAUACUUUAAGCAGGGCCGACCAAAACAGAUGUAUGGAAACGGGUAUGGAAUGCCCUCUUCCCACGCCCAAUUCAUGGCGUUCUUCGCAGUUUAUUUUUCGCUCUGGAUUCAUCGCCGGUCGAAGGGGUUUAGUCCGGUGGUUCGAUGGGCACUCAGCGGCGGAAUUUUGGCUGUAUCGGCGACAGUAGCGCUGAGUAGAAUUUACUUGUCCUACCAUACGGCCGGACAGGUUGCGUGUGGAUAUUUCGUUGGUGCGCUAUUCGCAGUGGUUUGGUUUUUGGCCACGGCUUGGAUGAGGGUCACGGAUUUGGGUGGCAAAGGUGGAAUGUUUGAUUGGAUCACAGGCGGGAGAAGACUAUGGGAAUUAGUUAUGUGGAUAGGGGGACUAGGUUAUGUCAAAGAUUUAUGCACAGAAGUUGAUAUUGUGAGGUGGGAGUGGGAAGUGUGGAGACGAGGGUCGUUGGGGGUGACUGAGGGGGCUAAGAUUCUCCAAGAAGAAAAGAAAAGGAUAUAAACCAGGA
Molecule: messenger RNA, 793 nt
Organism: Tuber melanosporum (Perigord truffle)
Lineage: Eukaryota; Fungi; Ascomycota; Pezizomycetes; Pezizales; Tuberaceae
Exons: 3
Coding region: 49-786 (245 amino acids)
Biological process (GO): lipid biosynthetic process; protein N-linked glycosylation
Cellular component (GO): endoplasmic reticulum membrane; intracellular membrane-bounded organelle
Molecular function (GO): dolichyldiphosphatase activity
Source: RefSeq, a predicted model, not a curated record